AAAAUCGUUUCCUCACAUAUUGCGAAAUAAAUGACAUAAGACACAUGGCACAUCUUAAAAUGUCAAGUGAUUUAGAUUUCCCGCGGUAAAAGCAUUUUGUUGUUUAAUUGUCCUGUAAUUAAUUGUGUAUUAUUAUUGUUAGUUCAUCGUAAAUCAUACAAAGUGAAAUAUUUUUUUGUUGACCAUCCAGGAGACUCAGUUACAACAUAAAAAUGGCAAAUAAAAGACGUCGGCAAAUUAGCGGUGACAAUCAAACUAAAACAAAGAGAGCAAAAUUUACCCUCGAAAGUGUGAAUCUUCCUACAACUACUACUGAAGGAGUAGUACUAGUAACUGGAGCAGGAGACGUGGGUCAAUUAGGCUUGGGGCCUGAUGUUUUGGAAAAGUCUAGACCGGCUCUAGUUGAGUUAAAUCAUAUUGUCGUUGAUAUCUGUGCUGGAGGUAUGCAUACAGUUUGCCUCACUAAAGAAGGGAAAGUGCUUACAUUUGGUUGUAAUGAUGAAGGAGCCCUUGGAAGAGUUACUGAUGGAAAGGAAGAUGCUGAGUUUGAAGCAGGAGAAGUUGAACUACCUGCAAAGGUAAUUCAAGUUUCUGCAGGUGAUUCACACACAGCAGCAUUGCUGGAAGAUGGAAGAGUUUUUGCAUGGGGGACCUUCAGGGAUUCACAUGGUAACAUGGGCAUGACAUCGAGUGGAAAUGAAAAGCUUCCAUAUGAAAUUAUUAAAGAUAACAUUAUCAUAAAAAUAGCAUCAGGUGCUGACCACAUAGUAUUUCUAACCAAUCACGGCGAUGUAUAUACAUGCGGGUGUGCUGAACAAGGCCAGUUAGGUAGAACCUCAGAAAGAGGAAGUAGUCGAAAUGCCAGAAAUGGAAUCGGUAAGGGGCAAAUAGCAAAACUUCUUCAUCCAUCACCAAUCAGCCUAAAGCCUAGCUUAAAAUUACAUUUUGACAAUAUUUGGGCUGGCACUUAUGGAACAUUUUGCAAAGUAGCCAAUAGCACUGACAUUUAUGUUUUUGGACUGAAUAAUUAUAAUCAGCUAGGUUUGAAAUCCCAAAAUCCUCACUUUAUGCCUACAUUGUCAAAAGAGUUUUCAAAAUACAAAUGGAACUUGAUAAGUAGUGGACAGCAUCAUUCAAUAGGCUUAGAUGAAGAUGGAAAAGUGUAUGCUAUUGGUAGAAAAGAUUAUGGCAGGUUGGGACUAGGAGAAGGCUGUAUGGAUGCUGAAGAGAUUCAGUUGAUAUCAACAUUGGAAGAUAAAAAAAUCAAGAAUGUUGCUUGUGGAUCUGCCACAUCAUUUGCUGUAACUGAAGAUGGAGAUUUAUAUGGAUGGGGAAUGGGGACCAAUGGACAACUGGGGACAGGUGAAGAAGAUGACUUGGAAGUACCAACUCUAAUAAAAAGCAAGCAACUUCAAGAUCGAAAAGUAUUUAGGGUUAGUAGCGGAGGCCAGCAUACAGUAAUUUUAGCUAUUUCUAACUCAAACAAUAAUCAAGGUGACUGCAUUUAAGUGAAAUAAAAAAAUUUUUGAAGCGAUAUAUUGUUGAUUUAUUAAAACUUUGUUAAUACAAAGUAUUGACUUUUAGGACUGAAAUGGAAAUCAAUUUUGUUUUUUAUGACAUUAUAUAUGAAGAAGAACAUGAAAGGAACAAAUCAUUUUUCCUUUUUAUACAAAAGUAAACCAUUUGAUAAAAUGAUUUGAAGGGUUAGAAAUCUUUUUUCGAUUCUGUUGUUAAUCUUAUGGAACUUCAAAUAUUCUGCAGAGUAUUAUUUUUCCUUUAUAUUUCAAAAUGUGACAAUUAUGUACAAAAAUCAUUAAUUAUUUUGAAACCAUUCAGGAAUCCUUACAGAAGUAACCAGAGAAACGUAAGAAUAUUUUUGCAUUAAAAAAGAGUCAAUAUUUGAUUGAACUAAUAAUUUUUUGAAGUCUUAGACUUGUAUGAACAAGUAGAACUAAAUUUAUAUUUUUUAACUCAAAAAUUUAUAUAAAUAUUGAAUUUUCAAAAAAUUCCAUGUGUUUAAAAUUGUUUAACCAUAAUCCCAAGAUGUUUUGUUGAUUAAUUAACUUUGGUUUAUAUUAUGUUAUUAUUGCAUACAUAUUUUAAACAGUAUUUUGUGUAAUUGUGUUCAUCCUUAAUAAAUGUCUCACUGCCA
This is a messenger RNA of Leptinotarsa decemlineata (Colorado potato beetle), 2152 nucleotides long. RefSeq names its product Regulator of chromosome condensation 1 (gene Rcc1). Lineage: Eukaryota; Metazoa; Arthropoda; Insecta; Coleoptera; Chrysomelidae. Gene Ontology annotation, molecular function: guanyl-nucleotide exchange factor activity. Gene Ontology annotation, cellular component: cytoplasm. The record is from RefSeq and is a predicted model, not a curated record.